This is a messenger RNA of Lasiosphaeria miniovina, 690 nucleotides long. RefSeq lists its product as uncharacterized. The record is from RefSeq and is a predicted model, not a curated record. The transcript has 4 exons. Bases 1 to 690 code for a protein of 229 amino acids. Lineage: Eukaryota; Fungi; Ascomycota; Sordariomycetes; Sordariales; Lasiosphaeriaceae.
AUGGCGGAGGCGGCGGAGACGGCUGCCUGCAAAGUUUGCCACACCUGCGGCGUUGAGAAGGAAAUCGACCAAUUCCGGUCGUUCCGAAGCCCUCGACGGAUCGUCCUGGAUUGCGCAGAUUGCCGCAAUCGCGGCAGGCAGCAGAGAGCCGCGUCGAACGCAAGAGUUUCUGCAGCUGCUGCCGUAACCCGCGGACAAGGUCCCGCCUUUGCGCCUCGCCAGAAUCUCACCCACACCGUCCUUGCCCAGCGAUACCACGAAGGCGGCCGUAUCGCUACGGAUACCCCCGAAAUAGCUGCUGCUCGUAGCGAGGUUUCGGAUAUCCAGAGACGCCAUCGCCUCGAGCGUCGCCACGGCGAAGAACCUUCCCAGACCCCGACAAUGAGUAACUUGCUUCGCCAGCAACAAGAGAUCCAGGACCUCGCCGUCGACCUCUCACCCUCUACGCAACCGAGAUUAUCGAUAAUAACCAGCAAGCUAUACUUCCACAACGACGGCCACUACCCUCACCAUCUUCACCUACUCGUGGCCGUCCCCGAGGACGACCGCGCCUUGCACGAAACCCUGUCGGCCGACCCCGUGGUUCCCGAAUCGCCUCUCAACGAGGAGGACCUCGCUAUUAAGACGGAAUUCGACAAGGCACUUGCUGCCGAGGAGAUGCAAUACUGCCUACGCUGUAAAGAGCGGUGA